ACCCCGCGUGAGGAGAGCUGUACAAUUAGCGACGUCGAUCAUCUAAGCUUCGAAGCAAUCUUCAAUCUUCUUCUUCUUCUGCUGCAAAAAUCUUUCAAUCAUUUCCAACAGAGAUCGACGAUAUCCACACGAACACGCGCAGGCAAGAGGCUCGGUGUCGCGGAUCCACUCCCUCUCCGGUCAACUCGCGGUCGUCGGAAUCCCUCUGAUUGGCGACUCUCCGUCUCCCUCUCCGGAGCGAUCGACAUGAGUUUCCUCUUCGGCAAGCGCAAAACUCCCGCAGAGCUUCUGCGGGAGAAUAAGAGGAUGCUGGACAAGUCUAUACGCGAAAUUGACAGGGAGAGGCAAGGACUUCAAACUCAGGAGAAGAAGCUGAUCCUAGAGAUCAAGAAGAAUGCCAAGCAAGGGCAGAUGGGAGCUGUGAGGUUGAUGGCAAAGGACCUUAUUAGAACACGUCAUCAGAUUGACAAAUUUUAUAAACUCAAGUCACAGCUUCAGGGUGUUUCUCUUAGAAUUCAGACAAUGAAAUCAACGCUAGCGAUGGGGGAGGCAAUGAAAGGCGUGACAAAGGCAAUGGGUCAGAUGAACAGGCAGAUGAACUUGCCAUCAUUGCAGAAAAUUAUGCAAGAAUUUGAGAGGCAGAACGAGAGGAUGGAAAUGACGAGUGAAGUGAUGGGUGAUGCCAUUGACGAUGCUCUGGAAGGUGAUGAAGAAGAGGAGGAAACGGAAGAAUUAGUCAACCAGGUUCUAGAUGAGAUCGGUAUAGAUGUCAACCAAGAGCUUGUAAAUGCACCAUCAACUGCGGUUGCGGCUCCAGCUGCACAAGCUAAAGUUGCACAAGCAGAAGCUACGGCGAAUGAAGACAGCGGAAUAGACAGUGACCUACAGGCGAGGUUAGAUAAUUUAAGAAGGAUGUAGUUUCGUAUGUUCUACAGCGUGUACAUCAGCUUCGAUGUAAAGAAUCCAGAGUUCAUUUGUUGAUCUUAGCAUUUGUCAAAAUAGCGCCUCCUUUUACUUGGAGACCUGAAUCGUUGAGAAUUCUACGGAGAUACUUCUAUUUACUUGCACAUUGGAUUCAUUCAUGUAACAUGGAGAUUGAGAGGUAUCAUGGAAAUAGAGUCGAUGAUUGAAUCGAUGGUCGAAUUAUUAUCUUUUAAUUA
This is a messenger RNA of Rhodamnia argentea, 1160 nucleotides long. Its product is annotated as vacuolar protein sorting-associated protein 2 homolog 1-like. The transcript is spliced from 5 exons. Gene Ontology annotation, cellular component: ESCRT III complex; multivesicular body. Bases 247 to 918 code for a protein of 223 amino acids. Gene Ontology annotation, biological process: late endosome to vacuole transport; endosome transport via multivesicular body sorting pathway; protein transport. NCBI's taxonomy places the organism in Eukaryota, Viridiplantae, Streptophyta, Magnoliopsida, Myrtales, Myrtaceae. The record is from RefSeq and is a predicted model, not a curated record.